AUGACGCCCUCGCAGCAGCACGGAAGAACAUUUGUUUUCGAUUCCAACGAUAAUAAUGUGCUUGACGGUUACAACGACGUUGAGGCCACUUUCUUUUCGUCGGAUGAUAGUGACUCGUCUGUUACGACUUCAUCUUCGUCGUCAACAUCUUCAUCUUCAUCCUCCUCCUCGGCUUCAGGUCCUCUGGAUAUUCCUUCGGAUGGAGACUCAGAUAAUGACGUCUACCACAACCAUUUGGGCCAAGGUGAGCAGCAACACUACUUGGCUGAGCAGCAGCAAACUACCAGUAAUAGCAACAACAAUAAUAACAAUAACAAUCAGUCUCGGCACACUUUUGGGCACCGCAACAACACUGGGAACUUCCACCGCAACGCUGGGUUUGGUGGUACCCGCAACCAGACUCUAGAUGGAACUACAGCGCAUGACGUUCACCCUAAUAGAGUGCCACUGCGAUCAAAUACUGCACCUACUAUAUCCUCCUCUUCAUCGACUUUGGGCGUUGCGCAAAACACAGACCAUUUAGGUCCUGGUGGUCGUCGGUUGAGUGCUGCUAGUGCGCACAGUUUUUACAGUGUCAAUAGUCAGUCCAGUAGUUUGCACAGCGUGCGCAGCUCUAAAAGUCAGCGGCGCGCAGAUCCUUUGUAUCGUCUCAAAUCAAUUAUCAAGUCCCAGGCUCAAAAACAUGCAAAUGCCAUGCACUCAGACUCUGAUAAUGAGAGCGAGGGUUAUGCUAGCGAGUGCGAUUACUUCUCUUUGGGUGAAGACCGUAGCAGCAACAAUGAUAGACGCGACGAUAGAGCUAAUAAUGAAGAUGAAGGUGAGUUUGAGGAUGACGGUGGUAUGGAAAUCAGCGUUGGGAAUGGCGCUCCAGCGCCGCCUGGAAUUAUGAUGAACCGAAAGGACGACAGUGAAACUUUGAAUGACGAAGCCAAUCUUGUUGAGAAUAGGGCCAAAAACACUACUUCUCGUCCUGUCAAGAUUGAGGAACCUAUUGUACCGUCAUCUGAGCUUCACCGACUUAAAAAGGAACGACGCAAGGCACGCAAGGCGGCUAUUGCUUUAUCAAAUACUCUUGGUGAGGAAGAAGAAGAAGAAGAAGGCGUGGACUUGGAGGCCGAGCAAGUCCCUCGGCGCAAAAAACAGCGCAAUAGACUUAAACGCGUCAAGUCGCACCGAUACUACUCUCGCAGCAUGACAUCGACAUCUGCUGCAGCUGCUCGUCGACGUGCUGGAUGGGACCCUGGUAUUGAUAUUCGUUAUACACAGGCCAUUCUUCAAAGCAUUGGAUCUGUGGUGACAAUUGUAGACUAUAAUGCGACUCGCUAUCGAGUGGUUCAAACGGAGGUGUACCCGGAAGGUGAAGACUUGACUUAUGAGUACGAGGACGAAAAUGGCGAGGUUGUUGAAAUUCCGGGGAUUUCACGCGCGCAACAGAAAAAUGCCGACUUUUAUUUUCAUCUUGAUAACCGGCCUGCUUGGUCUUCAGUGCGGUGGAUUUCUGUCAAUGGGCUUUCAUGGGAAACGAUUUCUGCCAUUUCGCAGCGGUUCCAGUUGCAUCGUCUUGCUAUUGAAGAUAUGGUUGAAAUCCCUCAACGCACUAAAGCCGAUAUGUAUCCAAGUCAUAUUUUUUGUGUGCUGCCUAUGCACAAGCUUGUGUUUUACAAACCUACAGAUAAUACAAAGGGAAGUGGCCAAGGGACGGGGACCAUUUCCAAAAACGAUCAUCAUGAGCACAUUCGGCGAUCACAAACAAAUGCUAGUACUCACAGUACACAAAACCAUCACUCUCAUCGACGCAACUCUAUGGAGAGUUUGAGUAGCGAGCCUAUUAAGCCGUCAUGGAUUUGGUACUGGGUUCCUUGGUCUGUUGCCGAGUGGAUGCUUGAUCAUAAUGUGCAUUUCCCGCGGCUUUUUAAGGGCUGGUUUUCUCGUGAUCAAAACGAGGAGGAGGAUGAGGAAGAAGUUGUUGUUGUUAAUCCUGGAGUGGAAAUGCAAGAUAUGAAUGGAAUUAUGAACCGUGAUUCACAGCCCUCACGGCCCACAACAAGGGUACCGACUCGAACACCGGCUCAAACACCAAAUAGAGCAGCUACCACUAUGUCUUCUCAACAACCACCCCCAUCUCCUGGACAUAAGCGUGCUCAUACUUCCACUCUUAAUCCAUUUCUCAAUAGUGGAGUAUCCAAAAUGUCGCGCAAGUUUACUCAUAAGGUUGCCUCUGGUGUGAAGCAAGUAGCUACAUUUUACGAUAGUGAUAGUUCGUCAAGUGAUUCAAGUGAUCAGGGUGAUGACUCUACUCGGUCAUUGACUUGGCGGCUAUCAAAGCAGCAAGAUAAGACAAUUUACGAUUGGAACAAUACGUACAUGAAGCAAACCUCACACGGGAAAACACCUGCCUUUAUUGAAAAGAAGCGACCAUUGGCCAAAUACCAUCGUGCGGUGGGCGUUGAGCAAGUUUCAUUGUUUUUGACGAACCAAAAAACGGUCAUUUCCUUUUUUGAGCGAUCUGCACCGGAUAUUGAGCGACCUUUGCUUGCUCGUCUUUCUACCAAGUCCACCAUGUUGCGUGAAUCUUGCGAUCCAUCAAUGUUACUUCAGGCAAUCAUUGAUAUUAUUGUUGACCAGGCACAGCCUAUCAUUACUGCUUACCGGCGCCGAUUUACAGAGCUUGAAGUUGAUGCUAUGGUAACUCCCACCAUGGCACAUACUCAGGAUCUUCACUUGAUGGCGGCUGAGCUUUCCUUGCUGAGUAACACCAUCAUGCCGAUUUCGACACUAGUACAGUCUCUACGUGAUCAUACUGCAGCUGCAGUUGCACACAAGGGGACAACAAAAAAUCAUGGCCAUGCUAAUCAUGGUAACAAAACAAACCCGGCGCUUAGCGCAGCCAUUAAUGCUCUGGAGGCUGCUGGCGAGAAGCCCAAUUCUCAGGGGGCUAAGCGGUCACCAUCACGGUAUGCAUUGGGUAAGAGUUCUGAUGCUCAAGUUAAUGUGCGGGACUUUAUUGCAGCUGGAUUGUCGCAAGCUCCCAAGAACCCGGCGACUUCUAAUUCGAAUCCUUCCAUGGUUGGAAUAACACCAUUGACUAAGCUGUACUUUGGAGAUAUUAGUGAUCACUUGUUUUCCUACAUGCAGGAUCUGGAUAUGAUGCGGAAAAACACCCAAAACAUGAUUGAAAUGAUUUUCAAUACAAUUUUUUAUGUGAGUGGAGAAGGUGUGAACCAGUUGACGUUUGUGACUGUUGUUUUUAUGCCGUUGACGUUUUGGACCAGUUACUUUGGCAUGAACUUUGAGCAUUUUACAAUGUUGGGACAGGGUACCAAUUUAUUUUGGAUCAUUUCGAUUCCAUUUACGAUUGGAAUGUUGGCAAUCAUUAUGAUUUGGCCUAUUUACCAGUUUUGUCUUCGGAUGCUACGUAGAUUGCGCAAGCAAUGGCAUCGUCGGCAACACAAGAUUGAGAAGCGGUUGCGCAAGCGUGCUCGUCGUAAGGAAGUUUCUUCAGUUUGA
Messenger RNA from Magnusiomyces paraingens, 3507 nucleotides. RefSeq lists its product as uncharacterized. Gene Ontology annotation, biological process: metal ion transport; transmembrane transport. The transcript has a single exon. Gene Ontology annotation, cellular component: membrane. Lineage: Eukaryota; Fungi; Ascomycota; Dipodascomycetes; Dipodascales; Dipodascaceae. Gene Ontology annotation, molecular function: cobalt ion transmembrane transporter activity; cobalt ion binding; magnesium ion transmembrane transporter activity. The record is from RefSeq and is a predicted model, not a curated record. The coding region runs from base 1 to 3507 and encodes 1168 amino acids.